AUGGGAGUCUACAUACCACCGCCCAACGACGACGACAACGACAAACAGCCGUCCGGCUCCGGCUCUGGCAGCUCUUCAUCCGGAACCACCAUCGUCAUCCCCAAUCCAGCUUCCUGGAUCCCUCGCAACCCCAGUGUGGGCUUGAUGUGGGGCCCUUUAACGCCAGCUUCCGACAACCUCCCUGCAUUAUACUUCAUGAUUGGUCUCCAGGUUGUGCUGGGGAUGGUUUGCAUGCGCAAGGCACGCCAUAUGUGGCGUCCAGUGCUCCACAGGCCCGGCUAUCCCCAGCAAUUGGCGCCUAAGCGCUCGCUCUGGAAGGCGUUGGUGCCAGGCAUUGCUGGUACGGCAGCCAUCUUUGGUGCUGGGUUGGAGAUCACGCGGAUGACAUUGCCGUACGACCCGUGGUACGACGAGGCCAAGUACUACCGUAAGUUGGCCAGCAAAAACGGCGACAAGCCCAGCUUGUGGUUUGGCGCCUACAAGUACUACCGUCCGAUGGACAUGAACACCUGGACCGACAAGGUGGGUGCGUGGAUCGAGAGCGUGGAGAAGGAGAUGGUGGCGGACGCUGCAGCGUCCUCCAGCGAGCCACUGGCCAGGGCCUCUUCCGACCACAAGCAUGGCAGCAUGUUGGCCCAGUUGAAUCGCAACGGCAAGUACACUGAGCUCUACGCACGGCUAGCGGGCGAAAACAAGAAGCGCCAACAGACGCUCCUCGAGGGCGAGUUGAAGGAGGUGAACGAGCUCAACAAGGCCGGCAGGAUCGACCUCAUUCUUGAGGGCAAGUCGCCAUACGUGAAUCCUUACUACAACAAGCCUCACAUCCAAUUGGGCCACCACACGAUCGAUUCAGAUGAUGACUUUGAGAUGGUGUGGUUGAACUUCGAGCCGUGGGACGAGCUCAAGUUGGAGACGGAUUAUGACAUCAGGUUGAUUCCGCGGUGGCGGUGGGGCGAGGAGGAAGCGUAG
Messenger RNA from Suhomyces tanzawaensis NRRL Y-17324, 969 nucleotides. RefSeq lists its product as uncharacterized. The coding region runs from base 1 to 969 and encodes 322 amino acids. NCBI's taxonomy places the organism in Eukaryota, Fungi, Ascomycota, Pichiomycetes, Serinales, Debaryomycetaceae. The record is from RefSeq and is a predicted model, not a curated record. The transcript has a single exon. Gene Ontology annotation, cellular component: mitochondrial inner membrane.